GCAGCUAGCGAGACCUAUUGUGGAUAUUGAUGUUGAAAAUAACUAAUCUGCGAACGAGUCAUUUCUUACCAUUUCGUUUGGAUUUUUUUUGCAAUUCUAAACAACUAAUUUAAAAACUUAGGGUUGUCUUUUUUAUUUUGUUCCAAAUGGAUGAAGAAGAAAUGGUUGGUGAUAUUGACUUUGACCUGUCAGAAUGGAUGAUUGUUGAUGAUGAUGAUGGCUGUGACUCGGAUGAACCUGAAGGUGAGAGUUUAAAACCUGAAGAAGCUGCUUCAAAGUCUGCACCGCCCGCCAGCGACUCUGAUGCUAAACAAAAUCAAAGUAAUAAAGAACCACCAACAAGUAAAGCUAGCUUACAGCAAGCAUCUGCUACUGAAAAGGAAGCAAAAUUGAGUAAAGACCCAUCUCCUACUGAAAAGGAAGCAAAAUUGAGUAAAGACCCAUCUCCUACUGAAAAGGAAGCAAAAUUGAGUAAAGACCCAUCUCCUACUGAAAAGGAAGCAAAAUUGAGUAAAGACCCAUCUCCUUCUGAAAAGGAAGCAAAAUUGAGUAAAGACCCAACUCCUUCUGAAAAGGAAGCAAAAUUGAGUAAAGACAAUGUCAAAAUCAAUGCUGCCAAAGCAAAGCCUCCAGCGCAAUCCCCAUCUUCCAAAGUUUCAUCCUUACAAUCAAACAGAGACUCUAGUUUAAGAAAUUCUUCUCCCAGAGUGUUGGCUACUCCAGGACAGACAAAGUCUUCAAAACACAAUAACCCAGUUAAAGGUGCUGGUGGUUCUGUGGUUGAGAAAAAUGUUUCAGACAUCGGAAUGGCCAUUUCUAAAUCAGAAACAAAGCCAACUACAAGACAAGCAACUAGCAAGAGCUCAAAAGUUUUGAAACCUGUUGAUAAUAAAAAUGCAGCAACUGUAAAACCAGUUGAUAGCAAGAAUGCAUCAACUGUUGUGAAACCAGUUGAUAGCAAGGAUUCAUCAACUGCUGUAAAACCAGUUGAUAGCAAGGAUUCAUCAACUGUUGUAAAACCAGUUGAUAGCAAGGAUUCAUCAACUGUUGUAAAACCAGUUGAUAGCAAGGAUUCAUCAACUGUUGUAAAACCAGUUGACAGCAAGGAUUCAUCAACUGUUGUAAAACCAGUUGAUAGCAAGGAUUCAUCAACUUUUGAUAAUAAAAAUGCAUCAACUGUAAAACCAGUUGAUAGCAAGGAUUCAUCAACUGUUGUAAAACUAGUUGAUAGCAAGGAUUCACCAACUGUUGUAAAACCAUUUGAUAGCAAGGAUUCACCAACUGUUGUAAAACCAGUUGAAAACAAGGAUUCAUCAACUGUUGUAAAACCAGUUGAUAGCAAGGAUUCAUCAACAGUUGUAAAACCUGUUGAUAAUAAAAAUGCAUCAACUGUAAAACCAGUUGAUAGCAAGAAUUCAUCAACUGUAAAACCAGUUGAAAGCAAGAAUUCAUCAACUGUUGUAAAACCAGUUGACAGCAAGAAUUCAUCAACUGUUGUAAAACCAGUUGAUAGCAAAGAUUCACCAACUGUUGCAAAACCAGUUGAUAGCAAGAAUUUAUCAACUGCUUUAAAACAAGAUGAUAAUAAAAAUUCUCCAAAAAAUUGUGCACCUGUGAAAACUUCAUCAACUCCUGAUAGAAAAAGUUCCUCUAAAACUAUUGAAAAGAAAGUAACUUCAGACACAAGUACACCAAAUAGGCCAUCAAAUAUUGACAAACGUUCUACUAACUCAGUUACCAAAUCAACUUCAUCUGAAAUCAUCACGAAUAAGAAAACCAGUCAAUCAUCAUCUAAAGCAAGUGGUAACGCCACUGAAAAAAAGUCCCCUGAAAUAAAAACAGCUGCAGUUUCAUGUUCAACACCAGUUGUCAAAAGUAACAACAGAGACACUGUUAAACUAACGGAACCCACCACUGAAAAAAAGGCACCUGGAAUCAAAUCCCCUGUUGACCAGGUUAAAAAACCUGACCAGAAGUCAUGCAAAGCCUUAGAAAAAAAUUUAGAAGAGAAGACCCCAGUGAAAAAAUCACCAACUCCCAUUACUUCCUUGAAGACCAGUCUCCCAGUUCAGAGGUCAACUGUUGCCAUGUUGACCACAGCUAAUGAUAAAACUGACAAAGCUGUGAGUGCAAAUAAAGAGCCUGAAAUAAAAACACCCUCAAAAGAUGCAUCCCCUAUUGUUCAUACAACGGAUAAACUAGCAGAUAAAACUUGUAAAGAUAAGACUGAAAGUCCAACGGCAAGCAGUGUCCAGGGCGGGUUAAAAACAACUGGCACAUUGCAGGUUGUACCAGAACCUGGAGCUGGAAAAGUUUCUACCACUCCCAGCAUCAAACUUGAAGUUGAUUUGAAUUCAAGCUCUAAAAAUGAUACCUCCCCAGCACUAUCAUCAAACACACUCAAUGUUCCUAAGACUGAAAUAACUCAGUUUGUUGAUAAGACAGAACACGUUAAAUCUGAUGAUCCUUCUACCAACCUGGAGAAUGCUUUAUUGAAAAGUUCACCUUCAAAGGAUGGAGAUGCUAAUAAAAUCUUUGAAGCCCCACACAAAAAAUCAGCAUCGCCGGCCAAACAGCUCGAUGAUGCAGAAAGUCUAGCAUUUAUAAUGGGGUCUGUGGAUAAGAUGGAUAAUGAGCCCAGCGAUGAUGUUCCUAUUGACAUUGACCUGGUGACAGAUGCCGCAUCCUACAAGCCACCCACGGCUACAGAUGUCCAGUCCAAAGAUACCAUGUCAGGCAAAAGGCCUUUAUGCAGUGAUGAUGAACCCUCUUGUAAAAAGAUCAAAUUAGAACGGUCGGCUAUUACAGCUGCUGCCAAAAGUAAAUCCCCAAAGAUGGAUGAAACACCUUUUAAAAGUAAAUCCCCAAAAUUGGAUAAACCAGAAAAACCAACACCAACAGCCCCCAGUAGUGUGGCAGAUUCAUCAACCUCUGCGCCAGCAAACAAAACAAAUAAAAGAAUCGUCAGAAGGUUUCAUAGAUCUAUCCAAACCCUGCCCAAAGAGAUCCAGAACAAACUGAUUCACUGCCAGAUUAAAAUCCCUGCGCUGGACUGCCCACCAAAGACAAUCAGCCAGGCAGGUGUACAAGCCGACCCAGUGGAGCCUAGUAAAUGGACAGAUAAAGUGCGCUACCACGCCAAACUUCCUGAAAUAGUUCCGGAAAAUGUUUUUUUAGCUGUUUCUGAUUUUGAUGUCAAUAAGCCUCGGCAACAGGAUUAUUUUCCAGGGAAAUACAGCUAUGGAAUAUGUUUAGGACAAAUUUCAACUGCCGACCUGUUUAAGUACUCUUUGAAAGAAGGUGUUUUCCCUAAGUGUGACUCCUACAACAUUUACUUUCAGGGACUCGAUGUUGGUAUCCUAGAGUUGUUCUUUGGUAACAAAGAAAAAUUUCUAGCAAUGGUGACUCAUCUACGGAAAAUAAAACUGGGCCUGCGUUACCUGGUCGUGACGUUCUCCUACAACCUGGAAGAGAAUGAAAUGGAUCCACUUCAAAAGCUGACACAUAUUAAAGCAACUGUCCUGGUUGAUCAGAAUUUUUCAUCUACCAGUUACCUUCAGUUCUCUAAAACACCCACCUGGAAUGCCCCCACAAAAAUAGACAAAACAAUGUUUCUGCAUAAUUUACCCGGGGGAGUCCCCAUUGAAUUUUUCAAGAUCAUAUUACCUGAUGCCCUCAUCAUUGAACCACUUGAUCGCACCUCAAAGUUUACCCAAGAGGACAGACUUAUUCGAGUGUGUCUGACCAAAAAGUUUGGAUGUGACCACCUGUUUGAUCUCUUCAUGCAGCUGUACGUCAACAACCAGUACGUGAUCUGUACAGAGAGCAAAUCUGUCACGGCUGCUCAGUCGAGAAUAAAAGAAAUACAACAGGAAAGAGACAAAUGGCAAGCUGAGGAGGACAAGAAAUUUCCCAAACCAGAUUUCACUGAGAAAAUAUUAACUUGUGAACCAAGGGACAUCAAUGUUGACACACCCACUAAGCCUGAGUGUAGUCCUGAUGGCAUUCAAGUCAUAAUGGAGGUAGAGGCUAGUGAAAAAGAGGACAAAAUUCUGAUGGGCAAGUUGGUGGAGAAGACAGCUGUACACGCCACAGCUGACCUGUCCGACAUAUCAGAUUCGUCCGACCUGGACCUGGGCAACCCGUCCAAGCCCAACAAAAAUUUGUUCAAGUCUGCCAAAAGACCCGCCCACCUCAGGACCUUCUCCAACAAAAACAACACAGAGCCCAACACAAAAUACAAUAAAAUCAAGACCAGUGCUGGCCAGAAAGUCAAUAAAACUAAAGCAAAUAAAAACAGUGCGGCCGCUGGUGGUAAAGCAAAGAACGCUGGCUCAAAAAGAUAUGAUAAAAAGCCCAAGAAGGCUGAGGGUAGAGAGGACAGUAGAAAGGAGAGGGAGGGCAGCAGCAUUUCAACGUCUAAGCUGUUAUCAGAACGAAGGAAGAAAGUCCCUUUAAGCAUAUACAAGUCUAGAGAGCCUGUCAGGAUGCGACCACUGGCCAGAUUUAAUCGGCUCAAGAGCCCUGAGCGCAGGAAAUAUGAAGACAUCAGUGAUGAGGAGAGACCCAGCAGGGAGACAACCCUAAAGAGGAGAGAGCUGACCCACAAGAGGGCUGAGGUGUUAAGCGACAGGUACCGCGCUCACUUGAGGGAGAGAGAAAGGAAAAGACAGAGAGAAAAAAUGGAGCUGGGUAGAAGGGAGAGAGAGAUCCAGGCUGACCACACUGGUCGCUCUAGUCAUCACAGAGACAUGAGCGCCCAUGUUGACACGCCUGCUAGGCUGAUCAACGACGGGUACAGAGCACAUCACAGCAGGCAUGUCAGCGUGGAGUCUGACAAGAGAGCCAGGGAAAUCAUUCAGCAAGGGAGAAGACUGAGCUUGGAGAAACCGGAGCCCAUGAGGCAUGUCAGGGAGAUGGAAGGCAGGCCGGAGCCCGCUAGAGAGACGGUGCUCACCAAGACGAGCAGGUUGUUUGACACACUGCUGCAGGACUUGACCUCCCACGAGAAGAGGGAGAAGGUCAAGCAGCUGGUGCGUGAAAAACUGACCACUUUUGUCAGGCAGAAGACUGCGGGGGAGGGAAGUCAUCACAGGUCCAGGAGUCCCAUCCACCACGCUGCCAUCACUAGGAGAGGCUCAACUAGCCCCAGAAGAUCACCGCGGAUGUUGAGGCAGGCGUCCCCUUCACCCAUGCGAACACUGCGCCGCGUGACCAUCGUGAGGAAAUCCUUGUCCCCCAAACCCAGGCAUGAGCAGAGAGCCAGCCUGUCACCCAUCAGUGUGGCUGAUGACAGAGACCUACAGGAGGGGAUGUGGUUGUCACAGGCCCCACAGGCACAUCAAGAGUCCAGAAAAAUUGCAACCAUCCCUCCAAAUUCUAAGAAAGCCGAAACAAAGGAACCACCAUGGAGAUCUCAGGUGGUUAGAAAAGUGUCAAGGGACAAUGCCCUCCCUAAUCUGAUUGACAAGAGAGGGUUUCUGGCCAAGAUUUUGAACGAAGUCAAGGGAGCUCAAAGAUCAAGCUCCCCCAGGCUAAGUGAUGUGUCUGACCACUCCACCUUUGUAGACAAGAUGAGGAGUGUGUAUGGCUCUAACACUGAACCCAAGCAGUUCCAGCAGGUUACUGAAACUGCUGGAAGUAUGACCCGGGGGGGUGGUGACCUCGCAGGCACUAGCAGGUCUCAGGUUGAAGCGUACGAGACCAUUUCUCCAGGCAGGCAAAACAGUCCCCUGGGUUCACAUGAAGGCAUGUCGUAUAACAGAAGCCAGGAACCUCGUAACAGUAAUGCAUUUGAGCGUAACACCAAUGUAUUUGAUCGUAACAUUUCAACGUCUGAUCGUAACACCAAUACUUUUGAUCGUAACAUUUCAACAUUUGAUCGUAAUACCAAUACAUUUGAUCGUAACAUUUCAACAUUUGAUCGUAAUACCAAUACAUUUGAUCGUAACAUUUCAAUGUCUGAUCGUAAUACCAAUACAUUUGAACGUAAUACAACUUCAUUUGAUCAUAACACGGCUUUAGAUCGUAAUGCAAACACAUUUGAUCGUAACACAAACAUGUUUGACCGUAAUAAUACCUCAGCCGAUCGUAACACCAGUACCUUUGAGUCCAACUCUACGUCAUUUGACCGUAACACCAACCCCUAUGACCAUAACACAAACACCUUUGACAACAACAGCGCCAAUGUGUUUGAACAACGCAGACAGACCAUACCCCCACCCAUCCCACCUCCCCUCCCCCCACCACUGUUCCCUUCCGCUGGGUCCCAGACGAGGCUGUCCCAUUUGGAGCAGCUGGCCACCAGGUUGGCCAUGGAUAUCCAGCGGCAGCAGGAGCCGUUCAAUCAACCAUCUUGGGGCCAACACUCGGCUCCUGCACAGUUCCAGAUGCCUAGAGCCACUCUCCCGCUAACUCAGUUCCCACUGUCAAAUUCUUCACUACCCCGCCAGUCCAAUGACCCACCAUUCCGCAUGGGCAACCCCUCCCUGUCUGAGUUAUUGGCCAAUCAAAGGCCCCCAACGAUGGGGGGAAAUUUGUCUGGGGCAAGGCUGCCAGGGCCCCAAGAUGUUAGAGGCUUUCAUUCAGCAUGGCCUCGUCAGAAUUUUUAAACCCAUUUCAUAUUUUAAAUCAAAAACAAUACUUUUUAAAAAAUGUUAUUUUUAUUUGUUUAUCAAACAAGCAUACAUUUUUUUGUGAAAAGAUAAAAAAAUAAAUUAUCUUUACUGUAAAAAAAGUUGUCGGUUGGAUAAAUUACUUUACCAUGUGUGAUUAUGUAAGAAAAGCUAAUGCAUAACUGGUGCGUGUGUAUAAACUUAUGUGUAGGUUUAUCUGAAUUGAUAGAUUCAUGCCAUUGCUGUAAAUCCAUUCAUUAUGGUCAUUUUUUUUUUCACCCCAGAAAACAAUUUUUUUAAGUAUUUUUUUAAUUCUAAAUAACCAUGUUGUUUUAUGUACAUUAUUGAGCUGUUUAAUUAUGUGAAGAUAAAAUUGUAAAAUUUUCCAUCCACUUCUAAUAAAUAAUUGCUGUUUGUUGUACAAGAAUAAAUCUAGAAGUUGCUUUAUUAUUAGCAAGAAGCACAAGUUAUUUUAAAAACCUGGUUGUUUCUGAAUUACUAUUUACAGGCUUUAGUCUAUAUGUAGAUUUUAGUAUUUGUCAUGUAAAUAUUUUGAUAAAAAUAUGUCUUGUGAUCAGAUAGAUAUGUCUUCUUUAUGAUUAUGUGUAUUGUGUUGUCGAAACCUCUAUUUCUUGCAUAAAUAAACACUUUAACUGUA
This is a messenger RNA of Physella acuta, 7272 nucleotides long. RefSeq lists its product as uncharacterized. NCBI's taxonomy places the organism in Eukaryota, Metazoa, Mollusca, Gastropoda, Physidae. The record is from RefSeq and is a predicted model, not a curated record.